Molecule: messenger RNA, 234 nt
Organism: Geodia barretti
Lineage: Eukaryota; Metazoa; Porifera; Demospongiae; Tetractinellida; Geodiidae
Source: the annotation of a GenBank genome assembly
AUGCACCCGUCGCUGGCGCCUCAUUUGCACAGCCAGAAGUGCCAGGAGAUCAUUCGUGAGUUGGAAAAGUGCCACAAGGACCAUCCUCUCCGAAAGUUCCUCGGGUCGUGCAACCAGCUCAAGCGCUCGCUGAACGAGUGUCUCAAGGGAGAGGUAGCUGAGCGAAGGAAAGAGAACUAUGCAGUAGCGCAGGAGAGAAAGAGAAAGUAUCAAGAGCUGUCGAAAGAAGAGUAG